This is a messenger RNA of Lecanosticta acicola, 2143 nucleotides long. NCBI's taxonomy places the organism in Eukaryota, Fungi, Ascomycota, Dothideomycetes, Mycosphaerellales, Mycosphaerellaceae. The record is from the annotation of a GenBank genome assembly.
AUGGUACAGCCAAUGAAUCGGGCAAUCCUGGAUUGCUUUUCUCUCCUCCGCUCUCCUUCCUCCUCCUCCUCCUCCUCCUCCUCCUCCUUCUUCCUUCAACGCCCCAGCACAGCCCUGCGAAGAAGACGGACGCCAAUCUCCAGCACCCACAAUGCCACCGCUCAGCAAAGAAGAGGCUAUCUAGGCCAAUCUCAACGCAGAAGAGCCACCACGGCCGCCGGCGCGGCAACUUCCUCCUCCCAACAUCCCAUCAUCGACCACCACUACGAUGCCAUCGUUGUUGGAGCAGGCGGUGCCGGUCUCCGCGCCGCCGUCGGUCUCGCCGAAUCCGGCCUCGAAACCGCCUGCAUAACCAAACUCUUCCCCACACGCUCCCACACCGUCGCCGCGCAGGGAGGCAUCAAUGCCGCGCUGGGCAAUAUGACAGAAGACGAUUGGCGGUGGCAUAUGUACGAUACCGUCAAGGGCAGCGAUUGGCUGGGGGAUCAGGACGCCAUACAUUACAUGUGUCGCGAAGCUCCUAAGGCGGUGUAUGAGUUGGAGAACUACGGGAUGGCGUUUUCCAGGACGGAGGAUGGGAGAAUCUACCAGCGGGCGCUGGGGGGCCAGAGUUUGAAGUAUGGAAAGGGUGGACAGGGAGUCAGGUGCUGUUCUGCCGCGGAUCGGACGGGGCAUGCGAUGUUGCAUACGCUGUAUGGGCAGAGUGUCAAGGUACGUUUGGACCGAACGGGAAGUGGUGGAUGAGUGCUGAGUUUUGCGGUUGAAGCACAACACGAACUUCUUCAUCGAAUACUUUGCCAUCGAUCUGUUGAUGGUGGAUGGAGCCUGCGUUGGUAUCCUCUGCAUGUCCAUGGAAGACGGCACCUUACAUCGGGUCUUUGCGAAGAACACGGUCCUUGCGACGGGUGGCUACGGACGAACGUACUUUUCCUGCACUUCAGCACACACAUCUACCGGAGACGGAAAUGUAAGUCAUUCUUUCGAGCAGAAGCCCGUCACAUCUUUGACUGAUUUGUCACAGGCCAUGGCUGCACGAGCAGGCCUACCCAACCAAGACUUUGAAUUCAUCCAAUUCCACCCCACAGGGAUCUACGGCGCAGGCGUUCUCAUCACAGAAGGCUCCCGCGGCGAAGGCGGCUACCUGCUCAACGGCAACGGCGAACGCUUCAUGGAACGCUACGCACCCACGGCCAAAGACCUCGCAUCUCGCGACGUGGUCUCCCGAUCCAUGCACCUCGAAAUCCGCGAAGGACGCGGCGUAGGACCCGACAAAGACCAUGUCUACCUACAACUCAGCCAUCUUCCAAAGGAACUCAUCUACGAACGUCUCCCUGGCAUAGCAGAAACGGCCAGUGUUUUCUCCGGAGUCGAUGUUACGAAGGAACCGAUCCCCGUGCUUCCUACAGUGCACUACUGCAUGGGCGGAAUCCCCACCAACUGGAAAGGCCAGGUCCUCAACGUCGACCCUGUUACUGGUCAAGAGAAAGUCGUAGAGGGUCUCUACGGUGCGGGAGAAGUCGCUUGUGUUUCCGUCCAUGGAGCCAAUCGUCUCGGAGCGAACAGUCUCCUCGACAUUGUCGUUUUCGGCCGAGCCUGCGCACUGGAUAUCGCGGCGAAUAACGAAAAGGGGAUGCCUCACAAACGAGUCCCCGACGACAUCGGAAUGGACCAUCUCCAAGAAAUGGAAAAGAUUCGCAACGCAGACGGCGAUAAGCUCUCGGCGGAGAUCCGAACGGAUAUGCAGAAAGUCAUGCAAGCCGAUGUCUCCGUCUUCCGUACGCAGGAAGCGCUCGAGAUGGGCAACAAACGCAUGUCCCAGGUGCAAUCCGAUUUCGCCCACCGGCUCGCCGUGAAGGACAAGAGCAUGAUUUGGAAUUCCGACCUGAUUGAAACGCUGGAAAUGCGGAAUCUCUUGACCUGUGCGGCGCAGACGGCCAAGAGCGCCCUGCUGCGGGAGGAGAGUCGCGGGUCGCAUGCCCGGGAGGAUUUCCCGGAUCGCAACGAUGCGGAGUGGUUGAAGCAUACGCUGUCCUGGCAGGGGAGGAAUGGAGACGAGGUGGCGGUCGGGUAUCGGAGGGUGGUGAUGGAUACGCUCGACCCGGGGGAGAUGGAGAGUAUUCCGCCCGUGAAGAGGACUUAUUAG